GUCGCAGCUGAACAGAUUUGUCUGCUUUCUGGAGAUCACAGCUCUCAUUCUGCAGCAUGGUGAUGUGUAGAAUUAUGUGUGUAUUCCGUAUUUGUAAGCAAUAAAGGCAGAGGGACCUAAGGCAUUCCAUUGGCUGAGAAAAUGGACAAAAGGAUUGCAGAUGAAGUAAUUGCCUACAAAUCUGGAAAAGGCUUCCCUCCUUUGUUGAACAGGACACAAAGGAUGAUUAUUAGACGGAGGGCAGCCAGCUUUGUACUCCAAGGUAAUGAACUUUACUACAAAGGUAAUAAAAACAGGAUGGCAAAAGUGGUGAUAUCUGCUAAAGACGCUGCAGAAAUAUUUCAGUCACUCCACGUAAGCCCCGGAGGAGCACAUCAUGGUAUUACUAAAACUGUCAAUGUCAUCUGUAGGAGCUACUACUGGCCAUCUAUGACAGUAGAUAUAUAUAAAUGGGUCUCUGAAUGCCUGCAGUGCCAGGAAAAAAACACGUCGCUCAAGCAGUCCUCUCAGUACCCACCAAAGGAUGACCCUAAUGCAGAUAAAGAAACACAGAAGAAUUUUCGCUUUUCAUUGGAAGAAAAUGAUGUACUUAUCACAAACAUUCUUGAGCAUUAUGAUAACAUUUAUGGGAAAUUUGCUACUGAAACAUCCACAGAAGAAAAGAAUGAAAUAUGGAGAAACAUAGUGAAUGCUGUUAAUUCAGUUUCCACCUAUCCUCGCACUAUCCUGCAUUGCAAAAAGAGGUUUUCUGAUAUUAAAAGGAACAUGAAGCAAAAACUAUGUAAACAGGCAAGGUUCCCCCCACCUCUUUCUUUCCCUUUAUGGCCAUAUGAGCAAAAAAUGAAGACCUUUCUAACGUCUGGCAUUGUGGAAGGUAUCAAAGCGGUAACUGAUAUUACUCAACAGUCCGAGGACGAGGCAGGACAUGCAAGCCAUGCUGUAGAACAACAGUUCCAAGCAAUUAGAGAUACUCUUGUCACAGAGUGUAAAGAGGACUCCUCUAAUGGUUCUGCGGUGGAGGACAAUUUCUCAAUUAGUCUUGAAGAUGAAGCUGCUUUGAAUUCGAUGCCGGUAAAUGCUAACUAUGGGAGUCCUGUAGCUAUAUCCGCAGAGGGAGCUGCACCUUGUGAAGCAAAUCAGCAGGUUUCAGCAGCAAGACUGGUAUCACCAGCACAGGCUUCAGAAAUGCAGCAAACUGGCUUUACUGAACAAGGGAUUAUGUUCCAUGAGGAACAGAGGGUGUUCCGGCACAAUUUAAUGAGUAAAAUGAACUACAUGUGUGAAUGUAUAAAAUCUCUUACUCAGGCACAAAGAGAAAUGAACCAGAUUUUAUUGCAGAAAAAUACUGUUCAAGAAAAAAUUGCAGCUAAUAUGCAGCUUAUUGCACAGCAACAGCUGCACAACUCGCAGCAAAUAAUGAGCACUAUGCAUCAGGCUCUGGAAAUGUUUAGGACUCAACACCAAACUGCAUCCGGUCAAAGCACAGCCAUGGAUAGUCUGAAUGAAACAAGCUGUGCUAGCGCAUCCAUUCAAUGAAGACUUUAGUGAUGUUUUUGUGCUCAUGGUAAAGCAGAUGGCACUUACAAGGGUCGACACUCCAUUUUUAACCCCUUGAGUGCUAAUGAUGGCUCUGAGCCGUCACAGAGUUUCCCACUCUGGUGCUAAUGACGGCUCAGAGCUGUCACUAGCACUCUCCCAAUUUGAGGGAGAUCUGGGGGCUCCCACCCGCUCCUACCCCGGCGAUCGGUGCUGCAUAAUUCCAGGCAUCGCCGGGGCUUCCCGUUUUGCGUGGUGACGUCAUGCGCAAUAACGUGAUGACGUCACUGCGCAACUUUAUUUAACAUUAACAAUGUUAAAUAUAGGAGCAGGGGGCAUGCUGCUUAGAAGCCUGUAUCUUAGGCAUCUAAGCAGCUACAGACCCCCAAGACCCAACGUUGGAAAGGUAAUCGCCUAACCUUUCCAACAGUGUAAGUCUUGGGGAUCUGAAAUAAAUAUGAAAAAAAGGGGAAAAAAAUAUAUUUUUAAAAAUAUAAAAUAAAAAAAACCUUAGCACCCAAGUGGGAAAGUGCUUAGCACUCAAAGGGUUAAAGAGUAAAUGGAAACAAGAAAAUUUGUGCAAUUUAGAAAAUAUUGAAAUUGUUCUAUUGUUUUAACCAUUUACAGCAUAUGUUUGUUGUAUUAAUAUGUAAUUAUUACCCUUUAACAAAGGGCUUUUAUUAUUAUUUCAUCUGAUGUAAAAGUUGGUAAAGAAUAUAAUCAAAGUCUUUAUAAAGCGUAAUUGUGUAAGUACAGGUUAAAGAGAGAGGGUGCCCUAAACGUGUAUUUAGUGCUCAGAAAAUGUAUCUCAAGAAUAAAAGGACAGCGAAUUCUAUGAUGUUUGUUCCACAAAGUUUUUUUUAAAAAAAUAACCCUCUAGGAUUAGCUGAAAACUGAAAUUCUGUCUCUGGCGGAGCUUUAGUUAAGAAAUAAAAAGGUUUUUCUCAA
Messenger RNA from Bombina bombina (fire-bellied toad), 2484 nucleotides. RefSeq lists its product as uncharacterized. Gene Ontology annotation, molecular function: RNA polymerase II cis-regulatory region sequence-specific DNA binding; DNA-binding transcription factor activity, RNA polymerase II-specific. Gene Ontology annotation, cellular component: nucleus. The record is from RefSeq and is a predicted model, not a curated record. Lineage: Eukaryota; Metazoa; Chordata; Amphibia; Anura; Bombinatoridae. Gene Ontology annotation, biological process: regulation of transcription by RNA polymerase II. Bases 142 to 1536 code for a protein of 464 amino acids. The transcript is spliced from 6 exons.